Messenger RNA from Punctularia strigosozonata HHB-11173 SS5, 1693 nucleotides. RefSeq names its product mitogen activated protein kinase. Gene Ontology annotation, cellular component: cytoplasm; nucleus. The coding region runs from base 186 to 1316 and encodes 376 amino acids. Lineage: Eukaryota; Fungi; Basidiomycota; Agaricomycetes; Corticiales; Punctulariaceae. The transcript is spliced from 14 exons. Gene Ontology annotation, biological process: protein phosphorylation; stress-activated MAPK cascade; osmosensory signaling pathway. Gene Ontology annotation, molecular function: MAP kinase activity; ATP binding. The record is from RefSeq and is a predicted model, not a curated record.
GCGAUCUCCCGUUGUCGAGCGACGUCCUCGACCGCCAGCCACCGCCCGACGCGAAGGUCCAACGAACUCGGGGGGACGAAGGCGAGUAUCGAGGCCAUUUGCACCGGCCCUUCCAUCUUAACUUCAUCUAUCGACCCCCCGCCCGCUGUCCGACCCUCCCCUCUCCUGCAUACCGUUACCGGGUGAUGUCCUUUGUCAAGCUCAGCAUAUUCGGGACCUCCUUCGAGGUCACCACGAGAUAUGUUGACCUCCAGCCGGUCGGAAUGGGCGCUUUCGGUCUCGUCUGUUCGGCCAAGGAUCAGCUCACAGGGUCAUCCGUUGCCAUCAAGAAGAUCAUGAAGCCGUUCAGCACGCCUGUGCUCGCUAAGCGCACCUACCGCGAGCUGAAGCUUCUCAAGCACAUUCAACACGAAAAUAUCAUCAGCUUGAGCGAUGUCUUCAUUUCCCCACUGGAGGACCUGUACUUCGUGACCGAGCUCUUGGGUACCGACUUGCACAGAUUGCUCACGUCAAGGCCACUCGAAAAGCAAUUCAUCCAGUACUUCCUGUACCAGAUCUUGCGCGGGCUAAAAUACGUCCACUCUGCCGGCGUCGUACAUCGUGAUCUCAAACCUAGCAAUAUCCUCGUGAACGAGAACUGCGAUCUCAAAAUUUGCGACUUCGGUCUUGCACGGAUCCAGGACCCCCAAAUGACUGGUUAUGUCUCGACUCGGUACUAUCGUGCCCCUGAGAUCAUGUUGACAUGGCAGAAGUACGACGUCGCCGUCGACAUAUGGAGCGCAGGCUGUAUUUUUGCCGAGAUGCUGGAAGGCAAACCGCUUUUCCCCGGCAAGGAUCAUGUCAAUCAGUUCUCCAUCAUCACCGAGCUGCUCGGAACCCCGCCGGACGAUGUCAUUCAAACUAUCGCUAGCGAGAAUACCCUUCGCUUCGUGCAAUCUCUCCCGAAGCGCGAGCGCGUGCCUUUGAACCAGAAGUUGCGUUGUAAUGACCCUGAUGCACUCGAUCUCCUUGACAAGAUGUUGGUCUUUGAUCCGCGGAAGCGCAUCACCGCCGCCGAGUCAUUGGCGCACGAGUAUGUUGCACCCUAUCACGACCCGUCGGACGAACCAGAGGCUUCGGAGAAGUUUGACUGGAGCUUCAACGACGCCGAUCUGCCUGUAGACACCUGGAAGGUCAUGAUGUACAGCGAAAUUCUCGAUUUCCACCAAGUCGGGGAGGCGACCACCAACUCGGCCGGCAUCCCUCAGGGUCCCCUUGCCGGCGCUGACGAUGGCUAUGUACCAUCCGGCGCCUCCGCGACGGCCCAGACCACAUGAUUUGCAGACGGCCAUCUCGCGUCUUCAAGCACUGGUGGCAUAUAUGACAUGGUGUUAUGCUUUGCCUUAGAGGUGUGCAUUAUCCUUGUUGCAUCGAGAUACCUUGGCAGCUGUAACACAUGUGCUUGCUUGAAUUCCCUGCCCACAUCAUCGCCUAGACGCUCCCAACGAAGAAAGAAAUCGAAUGUAUCCACGCCGCGCCACUCGACGUUAUACCCUUCAGUAUUGUGGCUAGCCUCUUGAUGGAUUCACGGACCGAUUUUCCUCGUAGGAUCGAGACGCUAAUUAAUCUCUCCACCGUGUAGUGAUACUCCUUGCAGAUCCUCCUGUAGUAGUUUGUUCCCGUGUAGCACCCGAAUAUACGAUGGGCGUAAACC